AUGGCGUCGACUGCGGACCAGAAGCUGCUGGAGGCGUCCAAGAAGCAUCCGAUCCGGGCCAACCACGUGUACAAGUAUGGCACGGCGGGAUUCCGGAUGAACGCGGACCUGCUCGACGGCGUGACGUUCCGGGUCGGGCUGCUGGCGGGGCUGCGCAGCCGCAAGUUGAGCGGACAGGCGAUCGGGGUGAUGAUCACGGCGAGCCACAACCCACCAGCCGACAACGGGGUCAAGAUCGUGGACCCGAUGGGCGAGAUGCUGGAGCAGGAGUGGGAGGGAUAUGCGACGAAGCUGGUGAACGCGCCGUCGGACGAGGCGCUGCUGGACCUGUACCACAAGCUGGCGACGACCCUGAAGAUCGACCUGACAGCACCGGCACGCGUUGUGUACGGACGCGACACGCGGCCGUCGGGACACACGCUGGCAGCAGCGGUGGCGGACGCGCUGGCAGCGACGGACGUGGUGGCACGGGACUACCGCAUCGUGACGACGCCGCAGCUGCACUACCUGACGCGCUGCACCAACACCGAGGGCACGCCGCUGGCCUACGGCAAGGUCAGCGAGGCGGGCUACUACGAAAAGCUGAGCGAUGCGUUUGCACGGGCGCUGCGUGGCCGCAAGAUUGCCGGUCCGCUGGCCGUCGACUGUGCCAACGGCGUGGGCGGGCCCAAGCUGCAGGAACUGCUCAAGCUGAUCGACAGCAGCAAGCUGGACGUGCACGUGCUCAACGCUGACGUGUUGCGACCUGAGGUGCUGAACCUCGACUGCGGUGCCGACUUUGUCAAGACGAAACAGCGGGCACCACCUACGCCGAAGCCGGUGCCUGGCCUGCGCAGCUGCUCGUUUGACGGCGAUGCUGAUCGGCUGAUCUACUACUGGCUCGACCCCGAAGCCGGCUUUGUCAUGCUGGAUGGCGAUCGGAUCUCCUCGCUUGCAGCCUCCUUUAUUGCCGAUCUCGUGCGGGCGGCCGGUCUUGCUGACGACCUCCGCAUCGGCGUCGUCCAGACGGCUUAUGCCAAUGGCGCGUCCACGGCCUAUAUCACCCAGCAUCUCGGACUGCCGGUCGUCUGCACGCCUACCGGUGUCAAGCAUCUUCACCAUGCCGCCUGCCGCUUCGACGUCGGCGUCUACUUUGAGGCCAACGGCCAUGGCACCGUGCUCUUUUCCGCCGACGCCGUCCAGGCCUUUGCCGCCACCCAGCCUCAGUCGCCCGCCCAGAAGGAAGCCCUUGACACUCUCGCUGCCGUCGCUGAUCUGAUCAACCAGACGGUCGGCGACGCCAUCUCCGACAUGCUCCUUGUCGAGGUCAUCCUCGCCCACAAGGUCUGGACCCUCCGCGAUUGGGCCCAGACGUACUCCGAUUUACCCAAUCGGCUCGUCCGCGUCGAGGUCCUCGACAAGGAUGUCUUCCAGACUACCGACGCCGAGCGCCGCCUCAGCCACCCCUCCGGCGCCCAGGACGAGAUCGAUCAGUGCGUUCGCAAAUAUACCAGCGCCCGCUCCUUUGCCCGCGCUUCCGGCACCGAGAAUGCCUGUCGUGUCUACGCUGAGGCCGCCACCCGUGUUGAGGCCGACGAGCUUGCCAAGCAGGUCGCCCGCAUCGUCUCUCACUACGGUGGCAGCACUUGA
Messenger RNA from Grosmannia clavigera kw1407, 1629 nucleotides. Its product is annotated as n-acetylglucosamine-phosphate mutase. Gene Ontology annotation, molecular function: phosphoacetylglucosamine mutase activity; magnesium ion binding. NCBI's taxonomy places the organism in Eukaryota, Fungi, Ascomycota, Sordariomycetes, Ophiostomatales, Ophiostomataceae. The record is from RefSeq and is a predicted model, not a curated record. Gene Ontology annotation, biological process: UDP-N-acetylglucosamine biosynthetic process; carbohydrate metabolic process. The transcript has a single exon. Bases 1 to 1629 code for a protein of 542 amino acids.